AUGACAGCGACAUUCCCCCUUGAAUACCAUACAAAGUCCAGAAUAUGGGUCAGCAUCUCUCACUUUCUUGAUUACGCUGCUGUCACCGUCUCCAAUGAGCUUGUUAUAAAUCAGAACAAGCUGCUCCAAGCUCUGUGUAAAUCCUUGAACAGAAAAGUAUCCACCAUAGGUGUUCGAUAUCAGAAUGAUCUCUGUAAGUUCGAGUUAAAAGAGGACAGGAUCCUUCUCAGCAGACAAUUAUGCCGGAUGUUUGCAUUCAAAAGUCAUGUGGCAUUAUUCUACAGAAAGGAUGGAGAUAUCUAUUCAGUUGAAGUUGAUGAAAAUGAUAACUUUAUCAUCAAUGCUGGCAUCACAGAAGUGGAAGUCCAAACUUUCAAAAACCCACCAGGAGUCAAUCAAUCAGAAACAAAAGCAAAACGAGUCAAGGAGAUCAUGGAAACCAUUCGUAAAUCCAAGAGUCUUUCAUCUGAUGGAGACCCCAUCAAAUCGCUCACAGCAUCACAGUUAAAAGGUUCAAAAUCUUCCACCAAGGUACAAAAGGAGAAGAAGCCUUUGACUUCGAAGAUUCAGUUUGGAUGGCUACACAAGCCAGCAAAGGCCGCGAAGUUUUGUCAGAUGAAAGGUGUCUUCGGUGGUGUAAGAUCAGUGACCUUAGGCCAACACAUUUACAGAGGGUGA
Messenger RNA from Diachasma alloeum, 678 nucleotides. RefSeq lists its product as uncharacterized. Bases 1 to 678 code for a protein of 225 amino acids. The record is from RefSeq and is a predicted model, not a curated record. The transcript is spliced from 4 exons. NCBI's taxonomy places the organism in Eukaryota, Metazoa, Arthropoda, Insecta, Hymenoptera, Braconidae.